Messenger RNA from Rhizoctonia solani, 309 nucleotides. RefSeq names its product DNA-directed RNA polymerases I, II, and III subunit RPABC5. Bases 1 to 309 code for a protein of 102 amino acids. Gene Ontology annotation, molecular function: zinc ion binding; nucleic acid binding. The transcript is spliced from 6 exons. Gene Ontology annotation, biological process: DNA-templated transcription. Lineage: Eukaryota; Fungi; Basidiomycota; Agaricomycetes; Cantharellales; Ceratobasidiaceae. The record is from RefSeq and is a predicted model, not a curated record.
AUGCCUCCCAAAGCGAUUCCGACUCCCGAGCCACCCAAACUGCAAUUCUGUUCCGAAUGUAACAAUCUCUUAUACCCCAAAAAUGAUUUGCUGACUGUUACCAAAGAGCAGCCGGGUGUGACGGAAGACCUUCAGACUGACCCCACCCUCGCACAUGCAGUGAUGGACUGUCCAAAUUGCCAACACAACGACGCGGUAUACUUUCAGGACCAGUCAAAACGCAUCGAAACACCCAUGACGCUUUCUACGUAUGUACCAACUGUAGCCAUACCUUUAUUGAUCCAAGCUGGAAGCGGCGCGGGGUGGUGA